This is a messenger RNA of Paraphaeosphaeria sporulosa, 820 nucleotides long. RefSeq lists its product as uncharacterized. The transcript has a single exon. The record is from RefSeq and is a predicted model, not a curated record. Lineage: Eukaryota; Fungi; Ascomycota; Dothideomycetes; Pleosporales; Didymosphaeriaceae. Bases 47 to 631 code for a protein of 194 amino acids.
CUUUUUACAAGCCAAAACUUAUCUGCGGCCUGAAGUGACAUAUAAAAUGAUGCCAACGCAAAGUGCCAUUCUCUCCGAUCACCACCAUCAUCAGUUUUCGACUCAAAAGUUCACCAUUACUAUCGAGCUGCGUCCCCUGACCAUGUUACCCCCAAUCUCCCUCUCCUCCCUCACCCCUCGCGAAGCAAUCACCGACGCCCUCUCCCGCUGCAUCCUCGGCCUCGACACCAAUUCUCGCCCACUCUUCGAAUCCGCCUGUCUUCAGGACUCCACCAUGACCAUCGCCAUCGGCCCGACCGUCGUCUCAGGCUGGCCCGCCAUCAGCGCCUUCUUCGAGCGCGUCUUCCAAGUCAUCACUACGCACAUCAUCAGCAACGUGCGCAUUGCGGUCGAGGACGGCGCUGACACGGCAACGUUGUCGGCCCAUGCGAUUUCAUACCAUAUAAGGGAGGAGGAUAAGCUGAGUGUAGAGGAUACGUCGUAUACGGCAGGGUCGUUGUAUGAUAUCGAAGUGGUGAGGGAUAAAGGGGAUGGGUUGUGGAAGAUUAGGAGGUGGGGGUUCAAGAUACUGUGGACGAAGGGAGAGAGGGCGGUGCUGUUUGGUGAUGAAGAGGUGGCGACUGUGGAGUAAAUGCAGGCUUGCGUAGCGAACAAUGCAUUAUGGUCACACUGAGGAAAUUGAGAAAGUUGAUUCUAUAUGGUUUGGCUUAUCCCUGGUGCAUUCUCGUCUGGAUCAAUGAACAAAGGAAGGAACAUAGACGCCUGCAUCGAUAGCCUGCGCGAUAGGAGUGUACAUCCACCGACUAAAGUACGCGGAUGC